AUGCCUUCACGAUAUUCCCAUGUCGCAACUUUCCCCAUGGCCCCUUUAUCCGACAUCAUCAAACUCGAACCGGAGGAAGAGCCUUGGUGCGCCGGUUACGCGCCUUCACAGGGCCGUCGUUGUCACAUGCGCACAAAUGCACGCGGUCGCCGUUCGGCAAGGAUGCUUCUCAACGAGGGCACCAAAGACCUUCGAGCCGGUCGGAACAUCGAUAUACUGCUGGAAGAUUUAGCUCCUCAUGUUUUAUGCACAAGGUUCCACCAGAACCAAGCUUCGGAUCUCGUGCGGCGUUGGAAAAGACGAGUCAAUACAUAUCUCGAUUCGCAAAUUGUUUCAACGCCAUAUACACGGCCAGUGAGAACAUCAUCCCGAAUGAUCUCAGAGACAGCUGUUGUGGAUUUGGAGGAAAGAGUUGCUGUUCUUCAUCAAAGACUCCGUGAGGCCAAGGAAGAGGUCAGGCGCCUCGAGAUCGCUCAAUCUGUCCUACCUACUACCGCAAACACUCGUCAUCGUGAGGGAAGAAACACGGGCGCAGUCGUCAAUUCCAGCAGCAGGGGAACCGCAUCGAGCGGAAAUCCCCCAGUAAAUCGUGUUAAUGAAACAUUAAGAAGAGACUCGACAGCAUCUUCUACCAAUCAGUCACCAAUCCCGGCACCUCGACCAGCCCAAGCCCGAGUCAGUCAUCAAACAAUCGCUAUUUUUGUUUCGAGCUCAAGACUAGUGAACACACCAACUGUGGCUCGCGCCUCCAGUAGAAUUGGUAACACGGUCAGCCAGGAUGAAACACCCCAGCCAAUUCGUCGUGAGGUUGAAGGUGAAUGUGGUAUCUGUUUGUGCGAUUUGCAUCGUUCGCAAGAUGAGAACUCGGACGAAGAGAAGACCGAGAGCGGUGGUGGCGAUGACCACGAUGAUUCUGAUGAUUCUGAUGACGGGGAUGAUUCUGAUGAUUCUGAUGACGAGGAUGAUUCUGAUGUUUCUGAUGACGAAAAUGAUUAUGAUGAUUCUGAUGACGAAAAUGAUUAUGAUGAUUCUGAUGACGAUACUGAUGCUGACGAUGAUGAUACGGAUGAUCAUGGACACCUUGAAGAAUUGGUUUGGUGCAGGGCACGCUGUGGAGUCAACUUCCACAAACAAUGCAUCGACCAAUGGUUAGAAACAGACCACGCUUCCACAUGUCCAACAUGUAGGAGCAAUUGGAAACACUGA
Penicillium hordei is the source of this 1206-nucleotide messenger RNA. RefSeq lists its product as uncharacterized. Gene Ontology annotation, molecular function: ubiquitin protein ligase activity. The transcript has a single exon. The record is from RefSeq and is a predicted model, not a curated record. Bases 1 to 1206 code for a protein of 401 amino acids. Lineage: Eukaryota; Fungi; Ascomycota; Eurotiomycetes; Eurotiales; Aspergillaceae.